GAACCCUUAACCUAUAACCCUUAACUUAUAACUAUAACUAAUCCAUAACCUAUAACUACAACUAUACUAACCCCUAAACUAUUACUAAAACUUACCCAUAACCUCUAUCGAUAUUAAUAUAUAAUUAUUUCUAACCCUUAACCUAUAACUAACCCGUAACCUAGGAUUAUAACGAACCCACCUAUAUAACAUCUAUAAUAACCCUUAAUCUUUAACUAGAACUAACUCUUAAACCUAUAUCUAUACUUACACUUUAACUAUAAUUAUAAGUUACUCUUGACCUAUAACUAUAAAUAAACCGACCCUUUACCUAUAAAUAUAUCUAUAAACUUAAUAAAUAACACUAACAUAAAUGUAACUAUAUAACUAACCUUUUACCUAUUCCUAUAACUAGCCUAUAACUGUUAAACUGUGUCCGCGGUGGUCUUAAAAGUCUUAAAAAGUCUUAAAAUUCAUUUUUCUAAAUUUAAGGCCUUAAAUUCUUCAAAAAUGUCUUAUGCUGGUCUAAAAUAAAUAACUCGGAGGUCCUAAAUUUAUCGGGGCAGGGCUAUUUUAUUUUUUAUUUUUCUUGCGGGACUUUUCGGGAUGGAGAUGAGAGGCUACUUUCUUGCUAGCUGCAUAAACGGAUGUCUGCGCACUUGCUAGCUAGUCUGCAACAAUGGGUAAAUGCAAGUUCAACGUCAGUUGGCUGGAAGACGUCCGUUUCCGAGGUUGGCUAGCGUCCGUUGCCAACCCAGAACAGGCCAAAUGCAUUCCGUGCAAAAGUACAUUCAAGCUCGGCACCAUGGGGAUUAAGGCUGUCGUCAGCCAUAUGCAGAGCCAAAAACAUAAAACCUCUGCCAGGAGCCACACACAGACCCCAGCCAUUUCUACGUUUUGCAUCUCUGCCCCGGCGCCACCGCCGCAGACGGUCCGCGCUGCUAGCACUGACCUGAGGGUAGCAUUUGGUGCGACACCAACACUAAAAGCGGAGGUGUUGUGGAUUCUAAACACAGUGGUCAAGCACCAGUCCUACAACUCGAAUGAGGGGAUAGGAAAUCUCUUCGGUUUGAUGUUCCCUGACUCUCAAAUCGCGAGCACCUUUACCGCUGGAAAGGACAAAACGGCGUAUAUAACUCGCUUCGGACUAGCGCCUUUCAUCCGAAACGAGCUAAUCUGCAGCGUCAACAAGGCUGAUUUUGUUUGAUGAAACGUUGAACCACGCCACUAAAAGCAAGCAACUUGACGUGCACGUCCGAUAUUGGGUCGGAGAUCAAGUGCAUUCCCGGUACUUGGGCUCGCAAUUCAUGGGACACGCAACAGCCCGAGGUUUACUGCACCACUUCAAAGUAAGUAAUAUACAUUUUUUUCAAUGAUUAAUUGUUAACUUUAUAUGCAUUUUGGCAAUUUCAUUAUGCAGGCCUAUUCAGUAUAAUGGUCGGCCUAAUAUAGGGAAUGAUGACAUGUGUGUGCGCGUGUGCUUGGGGGCCGUACAUAUACUUAUGUGUGUGUGUGUCGGCAUGUGUGUGCUUGCAUAUGUUUAAUGCAAAUACAUAUUAAUAAUAAUAAUAAUAAUAAUACAUUUAAUUUAGACAUUGUGAAAAAACAAGACAUUGUGGGAAUAAAUAAACAUAAUAAAUAAAAAAUAAAUAAAACAAAAACAAGACAAAACAAAACAAACAAACAAUCAAAACAGUGAUCAGUUAGACGUUGUGUGCGAGUUUGAACAGGUGAGUUUUGAGUUGUGACUUGAAGGUUGUAAUGGUGUCUGACUGUUUGGGGGGGGAGGGAGUUCCAGAGCCUGGGUGCUGAACAGCUGAAUGACCGGGCACCCAUUGUAGUGAGUCGUGAUAUGGGGAUACAUAGUAGUCCAGCAGAGGUUGAGCGGAGGAAGCGGGAGGGAGUGUAUUCUUGGAGGAGGUCGCAGAGGUAACUGGGGGCUAGGUUGUGGAGAGCUUUGUAGGUGAGGAGUAGGGUUUUGUAUUGGAUGCGGUAGUGUACUGGGAGCCAGUGAAGUUGGAUGAGGACAGGGGUGAUGUGGUCAGAUGAUUUGGUGCGGGUGAUGAUCCGGGCGGCUGAGUUCUGAAUGAUCUGCAGUCUGUUGAUGAGUUGGUGGGGAGUCCGGUGAGGAGGGCGUUGCAGUAGUCUAUGCGUGAUGCAGAGGUUGGGCUAGACUUUUUCAUUGUCCGUCAUUUUGACGGACAGGGUCGUAAAAAAUCCGUCAUUGUCCAUUUUUAUCUGUCAUUUUAUUUUAACUUUUAAAUGGUAAUAUAGGCCUAGGCCUAAUGCUUAUAUUCAAUAGCCUCACUUGUUUUUAUUGACUUAUUUUCAUUAAAAAAAAUAAUUCACAGAACAAGCGUGUUUCAAUAAUAAUUAAUAAUUUAUUUAUGCAUUUCUUUCUGACGGUGAGAACUCGAUUUUUCCGCUUUUAAAACAUUGCGGCUGUUGUGCCUUAACAUAGAACGAUGUAUGGGCUGUAGGCCUAAUGGGCUAUUUUUAGCUGAACGAAGACAAUUAUAGUGAAAAUGAACAGUCCACUUAUAAUUCUUGGUAAUCUUCUGUAGGCAGCUCAAACUUUCCUUCUUGCCCGCAUGGAUUUGAAAAGUGUGCUUGCUUGCUUGAAAUCAAACGUAUCGAUGGAUACUGCUGCCGAGGUGAUUGUCAUUAGAUGCUGCGUCUUUGCCUCCGACAGACGACUUCUCUUGGCGGUUUUUAUGUUAUUUUGAAGGCUGAAUCCGCGCUCAGCUGCAACACUUGACACUGGGAUAACCAGCGCCACUUCAGCCAGCGCUCUAAAAUCGGGAAACAUUUCCCCUAGCGAAGUGAUGAGCAGCCGACAGGAGCCCCUGAACGAGGGAUUUCCCGACCCUGCCAGCACUCUCUUCAUCGGGAGAAAAUCCCUCUGCAUGCGGUCAUUCUCAACCAGUGGUGCAGCUGCACCCCGCGGUGACCCGUAGUGGGCACAGACGCGCUCCAAUGCCUCUAGUCCGUGGGUCUUCAACGUGCUGUCAGCUGUAGGAUAGCGCGAGGCGUUGAGCACGGUGUCGAGAUCUGCGAUGAUUCCAGGGAAACAGCCUACUGAAACAUAGCUACAUAGGUAGAUAGCCUAGCCUACUGCAGCCUAGGCUACAUCUCAGACUGUGCUAAUGGUUUUAAAUCGGAGCAUGGCUUUGAGCGCGAUGGAGCUGAACACUUGCUCAGCUGGCUACAAUGUAUCGACCCACUGAACACCAGAACUGCCGUAACUUCGGCUCAGUUUGAAAGUUGGUGUCGGCAAUGAAGCUUAUGUAGAGUAAGAAAACUGUCACAACUUGCCUGUUACUUCAAUUGUGAUUUUUAUUCUUAUGUUUAUUAUUGGUAAUGGUCAUUGUAAAAUCCGUCAAAAUGACGGACUGCCUUCAGAUUUUUCCGUCAUAGUUAAAAAAUAUCCGUCAAUGACGGACAUUUGUCGGUUAACGCGACCUCUGGCGUGAUGUGACAAAUGAGUGAACUAGGAUUUCAGUGCUGGAUUGGGUCAGUGAUGGGCGGAGUCUGGCGAUGUUGCGGAGGUGGAAGAAUGCACCUCCGCAACAUGAUGGUGAUGUUGUGAAUAUGGGGUGCGAAUGAGAGGGUGCACUGUUGUCCAGGAUGACGCCGAGGCUCUUGACUUUGGAGGAGAAGGGUACUGGGAAUCCAUCGAUGAUUAUGAGUGGAGCUGGGGUGUGUUGUGAUUUAGUGAGGGUGGAUUUGGAUCCGAUGAGCAGGGCCUCGGUCUUGUUUCCAUUGAGUUUCAGGAAGUUCCUGCUCAACCAGCUCCGGAUCUCUUCCAGGCACGUGAUGAGGGAGGUUGGGGGGGAUGGCAGCGGUGGGUUUGGUGGAGAUGUAGACCUGUGUGUCUUCAGCGUAGCAGUGAAAAUGGACCCCAUGGUGACGGAGGAGUGUGCCCAGCGGGAGGAGGUAAGUGGUGAACAGGAGUGGACCCAAGACUGACCCCUGGGGGACACCCAAUGAGACACCUGAACACCCAGACUUGUGGUUGCUUAGUUGAACAAAUUGUUGACGGCCGGUGAGGUAGGAUGUAAACCAGGAGAGUGCAGCACCAGUGAUCCCAAUGCCAGCCAGGCGGUCCAGGAGCAGAGGGUGGGAGAUGGUGUCGAAUGCUGCGCUGAGAUCGAGGAGGAUGAGAAUGGAGUGUGUGGAGGAGCUGAAUCUGAGGAACAUGGUGUCUAUCUCAAUGGAUGGACCCAAUGUAAAUUGGAAAUUCUUUGAGCUUCUACAGCAAGAGCACGCUGAGCAGUAUGGUGGUGUCCAGCUGGUGAAUGUGGGUAGCUGUGGCCUCCACACCCUACAUAACGCAUUCAAAUGUGGAUUCUCUAUGUGGCAACUGGAGAAGAGUAUGCUUAGGCGUUUUGUCAAGAGGGAGCAUCUCCAAAACAUCACUCCACUGCAGCUGGUGAGGCUGGAUGUCGCUUACCAAAAGAUCUGGGUCAACUUGAAGGAAGCUGACAUAGGCUUGGGUGCAGAGGCAGCCCUGAAGGACCUCCAGAGAAAGAACAGCAUAGGAGAGCUAACUGCCCUAGAGUUUAGGAAGGACUGCGUGAAGGGUAUGUCAAAUAUCCUAAAGAAAGUCCAGGACAAGAGCCCCCUGAAGUACCCUGUUGUGAGACAGGUGGCAUGCCUGGACCCCACAGCCAUGUACUCCGACCCGGACUGGUGCCAGGGAAGAAUGAGAAGUGUAGUGCAGAAAUUCCUCCAAGACAAGCAGUUGUCCAGAGGUGUCUGCUGGUAUGAAUAGUUCAUAGAAUAGUUUUAAUGUCUUUCCUGAUUAUAAGGAACAAUUGGACAUAAGACCAUCUGCUUAUAUCAUAAUUAAUCAUCUAAAUAAGAUUUCACAUAUUUCCUUUCAUCUGUUUUAUUACAGGUGAUGUGAUUAUCCAACAGUUUGGGAACUUCAUGUCUGUCGAGGCUAAAAGUGAGCAGUUUUUGUCCUUCCGGCCCAUAGAAACCAGGCUUGAUGUGUUUCUGCAUGGCUUUCUCAGCCAACCCUACCCUGGGCUUUGGGGUUUCUGUCAGAAGAUCCUACUGUUAUCCCAUGGGCAGGCAACGGUCGAGAGAGGCUUCUUGAUUAAUAAGGAGGUGGAGACUGUAAGCCUUAAGGAGGACACUGUCAUUGCCCAGAGACUGGUAUGUGACUACGUUGCCGUUUGUGGGGGGGUUGCCAAUGUCCCUCUCACCAAGGAGCUGCUGACCUCGGUGGGAUCAGCAAGGUCAAAAUAUAGAGAACACCUUGACCUGGAAAAGAGGAAGAGCCAAGGCGCUGCACAAGGGCAGAAGAGGAAAGCUGCAGAAGAAAACAUCGCUGAGCUUAAAAAGAAAAAGAAAACUCUCCUGGAGGUAUGUGGCUCUCUGGAAAAAGAUGCUGACCUGUUUGCCGAGCAAGCUGAGGGUAAGUCCGGCACCUUGAUGGCUUAGCUCAUUACGAAAUCAAACAUCCUCAGGAAGAGAUGCAAGGAAAAAUUAAGUGAGCUGAAAAGCAUUGAGGCAGAACUGGGGAUUAAAGCCACAGAACUGAGGCUCAUAACGUGUGUGUGUGUGUGCGCAGUAGGUCCAUUCGUUUUUUUUUGUUUGAGGUUUGCAGCUGCACUUGUUAUUUCGUGAACCACAGAGCACACUGCUGUUUGACUCAAUGUACUUAAUUUGUUAAUUAAUUUGUUGUUUGUAUAUUUUGUAUUUUUGUAUAUUAUUUUGUAUACUUCUUGGUCGGGAACAUGCACUUGUUCUUACAGUUUUUGAACCAGAGAGCACUGAGUAUCACUUUAUGUUCAAUAAACAGACAGAAAGUAAACUUGAAUGAGUCUCAUUGAGUGACACACAUGCUAUGCUUGGGUUGUAAUACAGCGGGAUCCCCCCGCCAUCGCAGGUUUAAGGUCUUAAAUUUCAUUCAAGGUGGUAUUAAAAAGGUCUUAAAAAAUCUUAAAUUUGACUUGCUGAAACCCGAUACCCUGUUACCCUUAAUCUAUAAAUAUAUCUAUAAACUUAAACCCAUAACUCUAGUAUAGUUCAGUUGUAUGUUCAGCUGGUUAAAGGAGAGGUUAU
Gadus chalcogrammus (walleye pollock) is the source of this 6054-nucleotide messenger RNA. RefSeq lists its product as uncharacterized. Bases 4070 to 4753 code for a protein of 227 amino acids. The transcript is spliced from 4 exons. The record is from RefSeq and is a predicted model, not a curated record. Lineage: Eukaryota; Metazoa; Chordata; Actinopteri; Gadiformes; Gadidae.